Messenger RNA from Drosophila navojoa, 1222 nucleotides. RefSeq names its product Uroporphyrinogen III synthase 1 (gene Uros1). Lineage: Eukaryota; Metazoa; Arthropoda; Insecta; Diptera; Drosophilidae. Gene Ontology annotation, biological process: uroporphyrinogen III biosynthetic process. The record is from RefSeq and is a predicted model, not a curated record. Gene Ontology annotation, cellular component: cytosol. Gene Ontology annotation, molecular function: uroporphyrinogen-III synthase activity.
CAACAAUAAAAAUAAAAUAAAAAUCGUUGGGCCACUGGCCAACGGCGGCAGUAAUAAGAAAGAAGGAGGCACAACGAAGAAAAUAAAGAAAGGAAAAAAAAAGCGCUGCAGUUGCAUAGGAACUGCGACUGCAUUUACUAUAUAAUCGGCAUAUUUAGAUAUAUAGAUAUAGCGAAAAACGGCGAUCGAUCGUGACGUGACAGAGAGCAAACGGCAAACAGCAAGAUGAGCAGCCAGCAGCGGACGGUGAUUAUAUUCAAAUCGGAAUCGGAGAGCACGGAUGUCUACGCGGAGACCCUGCUGGCGCACAACUUUCAGCCGCUGUUCGUGCCGACGCUGAGCUUCGGCUUUAAGAAUCUUGAACAGUUGCGAGCCAAGCUGCAGACGCCGGACAAAUAUGCGGGCAUCAUAUUCACCAGUCCGAGGUGUGUUGAGGCCGUUGCCGAGGCUCUGCAGCUGGCGGAGCUGCCCAGCGGUUGGAAGCUAUUGCAUAACUAUGCUGUUGGCGAGGUUACGCACAAUCUGGCCAUGAACACACUGCAGCAACUAUUCACCCACGGCAAGCAGACGGGCAACGCCCGGAAUCUGGGCGACUUCAUUGUGGACACCUUCGAUGGAUCACGGAAUCUGCCGUUGCUGCUGCCGUGCGGCAAUCUAGCCACGGACACGCUACUCUCGAAGCUGGCGGAGAAUGGUUUCUGUGUGGAUGCGUGUGAGGUGUACGAGACGAAGUGCAAUCCACAGCUGGCCGAGUGCAUGGAUCGUGCCCUGAAGGCGGAGAACAUUGAGUUCCUGGCAUUCUUUUCACCCUCCGGUGUGAAUUGUGCCUACGAAUACUUCAAGGCCCGCAACAUUUCGCCGGAUCAGUGGAAGCUGGUGGCCAUUGGGCCGAGCACUCGACGCGCCCUGGAGUCGCUGGGGCUGAAAGUACUGUGCACCGCGGAGCGGCCAACGGUGGAGCACCUGGUGAAGGUGUUGCUCAACCCGCAGGAGAGUCGCGAGCGCCUGCUGCGGGAGCGCCUGGACGUAGCAUAAGUGUUUUUGUUUAAUUACUUCGAGUUGAUUCUAUUUCCAUUUAUCUCUCUCUCUAUCUCUCUCUCUAUGUGACCUCGAUGAGUACAAAAUUAGUGAGCUCAGCAUGAAAUGUUGCGCAUUAUAAGUUAUUUUUGACGCCCGAUACUCACCUCAAUUGAAGCUAAAUAAAUUUGUUUUUUUUUUCGUA